Molecule: messenger RNA, 193 nt
Organism: Loa loa (African eye worm)
Lineage: Eukaryota; Metazoa; Nematoda; Chromadorea; Rhabditida; Onchocercidae
Exons: 1
Source: RefSeq, a predicted model, not a curated record
AAAUUCUUGGUCUGAUCGGGCUAAAACAGGAAAAUACUACGCAUAUACAGCUGUAGUUUCUGACUAUCACACUAAGAAUUUGAAUCCUUGUGUUUCAGAUAAGACUCCAUGGAUAACCAAAAUCAAGUUCUACUCCUUCAGUUCAUGCCAACCGCUGAACAAGCUUGAAGUUAGCCUCUGUCACUGCAUUUGA